Gadus macrocephalus (Pacific cod) is the source of this 3659-nucleotide messenger RNA. RefSeq names its product RNA binding motif, single stranded interacting protein 2b (gene rbms2b). The record is from RefSeq and is a predicted model, not a curated record. The coding region runs from base 1 to 966 and encodes 321 amino acids. Lineage: Eukaryota; Metazoa; Chordata; Actinopteri; Gadiformes; Gadidae. The transcript is spliced from 13 exons. Gene Ontology annotation, cellular component: cytosol. Gene Ontology annotation, molecular function: mRNA binding.
AUGCAAUAUGGGAAGAUUGUUUCCACGAAGGCCAUCCUGGACAAGACCACCAAUAAGUGUAAAGGCUACGGCUUUGUUGACUUUGACAGCCCUGCCUCGGCUCAGAAGGCAGUCACAGCGCUGAAGGCGGGGGGAGUGCAGGCUCAGAUGGCCAAGCAACAGGAGCAGGACCCCACCAACCUGUACAUCUCCAACCUGCCGGUCUCCAUGGAGGAGCAGGAGCUGGAGAGCAUGCUGAAGCCCUUCAGCCAGGCCAUCUCCACACGCAUCCUGAGAGACCCCAGCGGCACCAGCCGGGGAGUGGGCUUUGCCAGGAUGGAGUCCACAGAGAAAUGCGAGGCCAUUAUUCAACAUUUUAAUGGGAAAUAUAUCAAGACUCCACCUGGAGUUCCAGUGCCUGCAGAACCCUUAUUGUGUAAAUUUGCUGAUGGGGGCCAGAAGAAGCGUCAGAGCCAGGGGAAGUAUCUGCACAACGGCCGGCCCUGGACCCGGGACGGGGACACGGGUGGAAUGACACUGACGUUCGACCCAGCAGCGGCCUUACAGAACGGGUUCUACUCUUCUCAUUACAGCAUCGCCCCCAACCGCAUGAUGCCCCAGCCUUCACUCUCUCCGUACAUGCACUCUCCAGUGUCCACCUACCAGGUCCACAACCCCUCCUGGAUUCAUCACCAGUCAUACCUCAUGCCUCCCAACGGGGCGGUGUUGACGCCGGGCAUGGACCACACCAUGUCCAUCCAGCCAACCUCUAUGAUGGGGCCGCUCGCACAGCAGCUGGGCCACAUGUCCAUGGGCAGCAGCGGAACAUAUAUGCCUGCUAAUACUUCUAUGCAUGGGACUUACAUCCCCCAGUACACCCAAGUGCCUCCGGCCAACGUCUCAGUUGAGGAAAGUGCCGUUCAACAACCUGUUGCCAUAGAGACGCCCACGGAGCACACAGCCUACUCUUACCAGCAUAACAAGUGAAGAGGUGACCGAGGUCUUUUCUUCGGGAGGACCUGAGGUGUUAUCCCGGGCACUGCUUGUUGAUGACCGAGAGCAGUGCACAUGGACUCCAGAGUGCACCAAACCAUUCGGGAGGAACACAGACUUUUACACAUCGGAUUUUUUCUACAAAUUCCAACUUUAUGACAAAACCUUUCACUUUAUGACAAACUAUUUCACUCCACAUACGCAAGGCAAGACGUGAGCAAUGGGAAACACAAGAAGAACGCAAUGGAGUGUCUAUUUUGAUAACCGUGAAAACAGAAGCCUGUCAACUACACACACACACACACACACACUAUAUUACAUGGUUUGUGCUCGUCAUGUCGAGUCCUGAGUCCUACUCUGGUGAAACUAGGACCAGCAGCACCGCGUGACAUUUGUGUCCCGUUUCAUUUUUUUAAGAUACUGUUUCUGGCCUACUUUUGUUUUGGAUAUUUUCAAUCUUUGAACCUGCCUUUUUGUACAUAUAUGUUGAUUUUGUUGCAUUUCUUUUUGUUACAUGUCUUGUUUCAUUGGCUUUUGCAAGUAUUUGAUAAGAGAGGCUUAAACACAUACACGGAGAAGCCGAGGUCCCUGUGUUCCUCUGGACAUAUGCGAUGGCAGCAUGGAUUAGAUUGAUUUAAAGUGGCAGCAAAUGUCUCAAGCAUGAAACCUCAUCCCUGUGCACGUGAUCUCACUUAUUUUGGCACUUGAGUCUCAAGUAAUUUAUAGUUAAAAAAUCUUGACAGAGCUUCAGACAAUCAAAGAUUUACAACAAAGUUACUAUUGAGAGAUUAUCGUCUAAGGUAAAGUUAACAAGACGAAGAGAGGACUAAUUUGAAAGAACAUUGCGUUCCAAGGACCUUUCAGAAAAUAUUAAGCAUUGGACUACACUUGAUCCAAUGUUUCGGGAUCCCAUCUCACACAGAACUGCCUAAAUAUAACACUUUACAGAUCAGUGUUUCUUUUAUCAAUGCAAUAACACUGAUAUUAACUACGACAACAACAUUCAAACCAGUUGUUUAUUCUAUUUACAUGGCAUGAGGUUUUUUGCUAGGUCAUUUUAUUGGCCAUUGGUCUUGACAAAACUUAAUUUCAAUAAAAACUAAACAAUGUUGUCAAAGUACAACAAGAUUAUUUCAUCAGAAUGAAACCAACUAAGUGCAGGUUUUGUUUUGAUCCUGAAAAGUUUUGUUGUUGGUUCAUGACCCGUUUAAAGGUUCCUUGAUACUGGCUGUUACUGUGUCUUUGACUUUACACUUUACUUUUUUUCUUGUGUUUGUUAUUUUUUUAAAGCUUUUUAUUUUUAUUUAAAAGUUUUUAGUUGAAUUUAAAUUUCGUUUAAGGCUUCAUUUUAUUUGUUUGUAGUGUGUUGUGUGCUUCAACUAGUGAAAGGUAGGAGAGCCCUUUUUCACCAAUGCAUUUCCCUUGUGAAAUAGUGAGUUUGUACUUCUCUUGCUCUGCCUUUUAGUAUCCAUGUCAAAAGGUUUUAAUUAGUUGAUAAAAUGUUUUGGAUUCAGUCUGUAAUGCUAAUGUUGACACGCUUUUAUUUGCAUAACGCCCAAUCAUGGAUGAACAUCCAUGCAUGUUUAAGAGAAAAUUCCUGCGGCAGUUGGGAAAACCUUAAAGAAAUAUAUGGUCAAAACCUUAACAUACCUCAUUAUGCAGAAUAUAGAAUCAGUUCAAAUACAGGUUAGAAGGCAAUAACUAACCACAAUAGUUAUUAUUGCUGCUCACAGCUGGUACUGUGUCCAUAUUUUAACCAUCCGUCCUAUGAGAGACCUGACGGUCUGAUGGUCUAUGCAAUUAAUUUAUUAUCCUUAAAAUGCAAUAAUACAAGUAAAUACGAAACUCUCCACAUCAUUCCAAUGGAUCACAUCACUAAUUCAAAUUCAACAUCUUUCCAAUUUCCAUUCAUCCUGAAUAAUCAAUUUAUUGAUUGAUUCCAUUAAAAGGGAAUUGUGUUUUACUGAGUUCACAGAAGGAAUGCAGUGGUUUAUUGUCUCACCAAAGAUUUCAUAAAGAUACUUUGUGCAGCCGUCAUUGGACCCGGGUCCCAAAAUAAAUGGGAUAUAGCUUGUUCUUUUUUUGCAGUUUCAUUUUUAAAUGAUGUGGAGAGGUGUGAAAUAUGUUGUUUAUUUUCACCUGUUUGUAAGCUAUGUUUUUUUUGCCAGAUAAUUUCGUUUCAUAUGGAAAGAUACGUUUUCACAGGAAUGCCUUUAGACAUCGUCGAUGGGGCAAUGACUGCUUUGCAGAAUCCAUUGGUUGGUUUUCUCAUUUGUUGUUGAGCAAAGAUCUUCAAAUCAAAGGUGUUUUCUAGAACAUAUUGUGUUCCCAUUUCAUUCCACAUUAAUUUAAAUAUUGGGAGGCGGGAGGUAAAACAGUUGCACACUUCAUAGAAUGGUGUAAUGGAAGGGGUAGUCUGGCUCACUAUAUUGCUGCUAAUUUUGGAUUAUUUUGUUUAAUUAGCUCAUGCAAAGGUCAUGCAGUUCAAUAAAUGAAGAGUCAUUCUGGAUAUUAUGUUUAACAAAAUAUAUAUAUUGCUACGUCCUUUUUUGUUCCAGUUGUUUCCAGUUAUAUGUAUUUAUCUCACCAUCAAACAAGUUGUGUCAUUGCCUCAACCAUAAAUCUGUCAUUCUGUUCCACAACAGCAGGUCAUUAGUUCCCUAAAUAAAAGAUCAACAAAUCCCUCA